Molecule: messenger RNA, 2234 nt
Organism: Vitis riparia (riverbank grape)
Lineage: Eukaryota; Viridiplantae; Streptophyta; Magnoliopsida; Vitales; Vitaceae
Product: F-box protein FBW2
Exons: 3
Coding region: 760-1809 (349 amino acids)
Source: RefSeq, a predicted model, not a curated record
GCCUUCUUUCCCCCUUAUCCUUCUCUCUAUCUCUUUCUCUCUUAUCUAUGUCCUUCUUUGAUUCCUCCAUAUAUCCAAAGAGGAAAAAAGGGACAAAUUUUGGAUGAAAAUCUCACAUCUUGGGAGUAUAUGUAAUCCUUAUUUUCUCAUUCUUUUUCCUAGAUUUUAGUCCAGCUUGCCCACAUUAUCAAUGGAGUUGUUGAAACAGUUUUCCUUUAAAAUAAAUAAUAAAUGCAGUGUCUUCGGGGGUUUUCGUUUAUUUUUCCCCUCAUCUUCUUCUUCGUUUCUUCUGUAAGAUAAAUGCAAUGCUUCUGUGAACACUUCCACUGGAAAAUGGUUUUCAAGCGCAGUUUUCUCAUCCGGGUGAAUGCUUUUGAUCGAUGAAACUGGUGGAUAGCUUUCUUUCUGUGCUUUCAGUAUUGAUUUAUUGUCCGGCUUUGCUCUCAUCCUGAUAUGGGUUUUCCGUUAGUUUCUUUUAUUAUUCCACAAAGUUUAAAUCUUUGCUUUGUUAUUAUUAUCAGAAGAAAUGCUUUCCCCCCCUCCUAUUCUUGUGCAAGCUUCGUUGAAAUAUUUAUGGAUAUAUGUUUUUUUUGGCCUAUUUACUCGUUAAUCCCAUCGUUUUCCCUUAUUUGUGGAUCAUGACUUCUUGAUAUUUGCUCUCGGUUUACAUGGAUUCAUAGUCUAUUUUAGGCGGGAUCAUUUGUAUUUACAGUGAAAUUGUUUUCCCCUCUGUGUUCUUCAUUUUUGAAGGAAGAAUAGAUGGAAGAGGAAAGUGAUAUUCGGCGCUGGGACGAGCUAAUACCCGAUGCAUUGGGUCUAAUCUUUAAAAAUCUUUCACUCCGGGAAAUACUGACUGUGAUUCCCAGGGUCUGCAAAUCAUGGGACGAAGCAGUGAAAGGGCCUUAUUGCUGGCAAGAGAUAGACAUUGGAGGAUGGAGUGACCAAUGGCCGGAGCACCUUGAUCGCAUGCUUGAAAUACUAAUCAGAAGAAGCUGCGGUUCCCUCCGCAAGCUCUGCGUUUUCGGUCUCCAAAACGACAGGCUUCUCUCUUUCAUUGCAGAACAUGCUGGUUCUCUUCAGACCCUGCAACUGAUAAGAAGCGAAAUAAGUGAUUCUCUAGUGGAAGAGAUUGCUGGAAGGUUUUCAACACUCACUUUCUUGGAUGUGAGUUGCUGCAAUAAAAUGGGCAGCCGAGCUCUUGAGGCCAUUGGAAAGAACUGCAAAUCGCUUGUGGGGCUGUGCCGGAACAUGCACCCACUAACUACUGCAGGCAAGCUCUCGCAGGAUGAGGAGGCUCACGCCAUUGCCACCACAAUGCCCAAGCUCAAGCACCUUGAGAUGGCUUACCAUCUUCUCAGCACAAAAAGUGUUCUUGAGAUCCUCUCGUGCUGUCCCGAGCUUGAGCUUUUGGAUUUGAGAGGGUGUUGGCAUGUGGAACUUAACGUGAAGUUCCUCAAAGAGAAGUUCCCAAAAUUGAGGGUCUUGGGGCCUGUUGUUGUGGACUACUGUCGGUAUUAUGAAAUGAAUGAAUGUGACGAUUACUCGGACUAUGAUGAGAGUUCAGAUGGAACAUGGGAUGAUGAGGGCGGGCUGGAAGAGCUAGAGGUGCGAUUCUAUGAAGGAUUUGGCGAGCAUCCAGAGUAUGGUAAUCACUGCCCAUCGGGUUCGCAAGUGCUCAAUAUUCUUCUCCAAUUCUCAUCAAACGUCACUCAGAAGAGACAUUCACCAUAUUAUAGCAUAUGGGUCUCAACUCUAGAUAGUCUGCCAACUAGCAGAGUCAACAUAGAAGGCAAAUUCAUCCCCAUCUGACUGGGGUUAAAGAAUUCUCUUACGGCAUCUUUCAGAAAAAUGCUAAUUGACACACUAGGAAUAUAUGGAUGGUAAAAUCGAAGUAGUGCAUUCGGAGUUCAAGCAAUGCCUGAAAAAAUAUUGAACACUUAUGGGCGGCUGGUUGAGACAGAGUACUUGAUGGGUUGGCUUGCCGUGCAGGUUAAUAAAAAUAUAUACAGAGUCCUCAAUGUGCGCGCAUAAACUCGGGAGGCGCAGGCAGAGAUAGUGAGGGGCGCUUAUUUUGUGUGCGCCUAAUGCUCCUAGGAAUGUCUCUCAAACAUGUUCGUUUGUACAUUUGUUUGUGUUUAUAUUAUAUGUUUGUUGUUUGCUAAUCAUGAACUUAGGAGGAAGGGAUUCCAACUUUAUAUUACCUAGUUCACAGUCACAUGAUCACAUGUGAUUCA